GGCCAUGAAAAACUGUGUUGAUAAAAAUCCCUGGUGCAGGUUACAGCAGCCUCUGAAUGUUUUUUUCCACCAUCCAUGGCAGAAGUUGAAGUCAUAUCUACCUGCUUAGUCGUAGCAACGGCGGAAAGAGCCGCCGCCGCCGCCGCUAGGGUUGAUUUAACUCCAUGGGAUCUGCAGUUCCUCCCAAUCGGACCCAUCCAGAAAGGCCUCCUCUUCCACAAACCCACUCCUCAUCAACAACACCAACUCUUCAACUCCAAAUUGAUUCACCACUUGAAAACCUCUCUCUCCUCCACCCUCGAUUUCUUUCCGCCGCUUGCCGGACGAUUCGCCUCCGAAACCACCAGCAACGACGGAGAGAAUGACAAUAACACCUCCACCGUCGUUUUCGUGGAGUGCAAUAAUGCCGGUGUGGAAUUCGUGGAAGCCAAGGCCGCCGGCUUGGCGGUGGCGGCCAUUCUCGACCCCUCAAACGACGACGUUUCGAAGAUCAUCCGCUCAUUCUUUCCCCUGAAUAACACUCGCAACUCCGACGGGAUCUGCAAGCCGCUGCUGGGUGUGCAAGUGACGGAGCUUCUUGACGGCUACUUCAUCGGCUGCACUCUGAAUCACGCCCUCGCCGACGGCGGUUCCUUCUGGAAUUUCUUCCGGUCAUGGUCCGAGCUUUCGCGUGAUUCCCACCGUCAGAUCUCGAAAACCCCGAUCCUGGAACGGUGGUUCCCGGACAAGACCACUUGCCCGAUUCGUCUCCCUCCCUCGCCGCUAGAUGUUUCUGCUUUCACGCCGCCGCCACCAUUACCGGAGGCGGUAUUCCGCCUGAGCAAAGAAAACAUAGCUAAGCUCAAAAACAGAGCAAACUCUGAAAUGGGAGUAACGGAAAACCCCAUCUCCUCCCUGAUGUCAUAUCUUGCUCAUCUCUGGAGAUCUGUCAUCCGAGCAAAAAACCUAGGCAGUAACGAAGACGUUAAUAUCAUGAUAAUCGUAGGUGCGCGUCCGAGGAUGUCUCUGCCGGAAGCAUAUUGGGGGAACGCGGCUUUCUUCGAGGUGGUGACGGCAAAAGCAGAGGAGGUGCUGGAGAAUGGAUUGGGGUGGACAGCGGGGCGGAUGAAGGAAGCAGUUCAGAAGUAUACACAGGAAGAAAUAGUGAAUCGGUAUAUGAGCUGGGUGAAAUCUCCCGUUCUUCACAGGAUGAAGAGUUUCCCAGCGAAUAUGCUGGGGAUCAGCAGCUCUCCCCGGUUCGACGUCUACGGGACGGAUUUCGGGUGGGGGAAACCGGUUGCAGUGAGGAGCGGAAUGGCGAAUAAGAUAGAAGGGAAGGUGACAUUAUUUGCUGGACCGGAAGAAGGGAGUGUGGACAUGGAGCUCUGCCUUCAUCAUCGAACACUAAAGGCGCUGAAAAAUGAUCCAGAGUUUUUGGAGUAUGUCACAAUUCCCGGAAGCAACAAAUAAGUACAGUUAUCUAUCUGGUCUCUAUUGUGUACUGGUUUUUUUCCUGACUGAUUGCUCGAGGAUUGGUGAUGAGAGUUUGAUGAAUAAUGUGUUUCGGUAUUUGCAUUGUUUUGUGCCUUUUGACUGAAAUAAUGUUGUACUCCUUGGUUCUGAUGAUCGUAGUUUGUCAUUGGGUUGCUUAUACGGAGUAUAAAAGAACAAAAUAGGACUAAAUUUAUAUGGAUAUUGUGUUGGGUGGUGGAGAUCUCAUCCACUCAAAUGUAGAAGGAAAGAUGUUGGGAUGCUUGAGGCGGAACACAGCCCAAUUGCUUGAGGUCGAAGUUAGGUUUAUUGGGGCCGAAACUAGGUUGCUUGCAGGGGCGGAACCAGGGGAGCGAGCCGGUGCUGGCGCCUCCCCUUUGCCGGAGAUUUUAGGGUGUAUAUAUGUCAGCGCCCGGUCUUCUUCUUCCCCUGCUCCUGGUGUUUCCCAUCGACCUCUGUGCUGCUGUUGGGCGAUUGUCGAGUACUGUAUUUCAAAAUUUAGAUCUGUUUUUGCUUAAUACAAACGACGCCGUUUGGUUAAGUAUUUAAAAGGAAUGAAACGACGUCGUUGGGCUUAAUGGCCGAAUUUAUUUAGAAUUUUCUUGAUGUUAAUGCGUUGUCAAAGGCCCAUUUUAUUUUGAGUUUUGCUUUGGGUACACAAAAUGUGUACACAUUUCCGCCUUCACAGAAAUUUUGUCUUUCACAGUCGGCACAGUCACAUACAACUCGUUUCUUGGGGGUACACAUUUUGAGUUGUCUGUGACAGACAAAAUUUCUGUGAAGGACAGAAAUGUGUACACAUUUCGUGUACCCAAAACAUUUUUCUUUUAUUUUACCUAAAUGCUGAAAUGGGGGUAUUUGGUAAUCCUAAACAACAGGCGUAAGGUCUGUGGUCCGCCGCGAUAGAGGAAAGGGAAGCCUCUGCUACUCCAUUACGUUUCAAAGCUACGGCCUAGUGGCCUACAUGUUUACGGAGUACUCCCUCUGUAAUAUUCAUAUCUUCUCACUUUUCUUUUUUGGAUGUAACAUUUAUAUCUUCCCAGUUCUAAAUAUUCUCAUCAUAUCCUAAAUAAUUAAAAAAAUAAUACACUAUUACAC
Messenger RNA from Cuscuta epithymum, 2568 nucleotides. The record is from the annotation of a GenBank genome assembly. Lineage: Eukaryota; Viridiplantae; Streptophyta; Magnoliopsida; Solanales; Convolvulaceae.